AUGGUGGUCGAGAGUCGGUCAAGAGACUUCCCAGUGGAGUGGACUCAGGAGACCUUCUCCGCUCCCAACAAACCAGAUGACAACAGACGUGUUCACGACCGUGUGACAAAGAUGGCCGCUGAUCACCACGAUGCUGCUGCACAAUCUGCUAGUUUAAGUGAGGUGAGAACCACUCUCUUGAGGUAGCUAACCGUCUGUAAUUUGUAAAUAACUCACAAUUCGUAAAACGGCUGUUCUGGAAAAAAUAUGAACUGUGAACUAAAGCUACACAGCAAAGGAUUUUACCCACAAAUUUUGGGGGCCGUUACUGUGCUUAAAUUUCUCCAGAAGCUUGCUUUAGUUUUCUAAAUAUUUGUGGGCAAUUUUUUCCCUGCAACAUUUUUACAGACAAAUGUAUAGAAAAUUUUAAAAAAGGUUCUAGGUCUUCUAGCGCAUGUAACACCCUCCAUUUUUUUCAGAUGAAUCCUUAAGAGUGAAGCUUUGGUUUACAGUUCAUAUAUUUUUUAAAACAGCCGUUUUAUGGAAUUUAUUCGACAUUAGAUUCUCAUACAAACACUGUAAUUUCUCACGGGUUUGCCUACUCGUCAAGAUGGCAUCGAAAACCAUGACAAGGUCUACAGAUGCAACAUCAAACCAGUUCUGGCUGCAGUGAUCCAGCCGAUGAACUAUGUUCUUAAUUAUACAAAUGAACAUAAGAAAUAAUGUUAUGCCAUCGCCUCCAUAUAUGGGCAACUCCGAUCUGUUGUCUACCUGUCCUUUCAUCCACUGACUGUAACUAUGCCUCCUAUCUUCCACGAGCGUUUCAGGUGGGCAACGUACAUACGGCAAUCAGUUUUUAUUCAAGGCAGUGAGAUAUGUAAAUAAAUAUGCGCAUCCAAAAAUGGCAGCAGCGCAUUUCUGUGCAUUACUGGUGUUGCAAAAAGAUUCAAUCAAUAAAACUCCUUUAACGUCCUUUGUUGUUGUUUGAUUGUUGCUUGUUGUAUGCCAGGGAAAAUUUUAAAAAAAUUAAAAAUGUCUUCACGAAAAUGCUACGUGUGUAGUUGCAAGUCAUCUCCUCGCUGGUUCAAAGUUUCAGAGGAGCUUCACGAAGACGUAUAUGCAUGUUUUACCAUUAAAGAGACAGUAGUACUUGGUGAUGAAUCGUUACAUUUUGUGCUUCGUGUCGGCGCAAUUUGACUCGGUGGCGAGAAAGUAGACCGACAUAUGGCAAAUACUUCAAGAUAGCGAACUCAAGGGGAAAACCUUUUCUAAACAACGCACACAUAGCUUGACAAAACCGAAAGCUUGCACUGUUCAGGAGGAAUUUGUCCGAAAUCCCCUCACUUUUUCAGUUACCAGAGGAUGUUUCUUUUUUGCAGGCUGCUGCUUUUUUUGACGUUUCAGAUAUCUUGAGGUUGAGACAAACAUGCAGCCACGCAAACCAAAUUAUUUGCAUGUCCAACUUUCUGUGGAAACUAUUGUUGAAACGUGAUUUUCCCGACAAAAUCAUCACAAUGAAUCAGUUCUGUCAAACUCAUCGUUAGCCUACAAACUUUUCUAUUUGUUUAAACUUUCGACAGAACGUAAUCGUACACUGUUGUUUGACUUUGUCGACAAGUUGGAGGCGAAGGGAAAUAAACUUUUGGAGGAAAAUGCAGAGCUUAAGCAUCAAUUAAACAACCUGCAUGUACAACUUCAGAGCCUCCAAAAUGAUCCGGAUCCAACAAUGCCGGUCACCAAACUUGAAGAGCAGGUGCAUUACAUUACAUAUUUUCACUUUUUUUUUCUUCACAAAUGAAGUUGAACGUUAUUUACUCGGCUCAUAUUGGGUGAACAAUAUCAACAAGAUACUAUUAAACUGAGGUAAAUAUGGAACCCCUACUUGUUUCUCAAAUUAAACGCCCACAAAAUAAUGGUAUACAACAUUCAUGGAUUUAUGCAUUUUACUGUUUCCUCUACGGUCCGUAUACCACUUUGUCAAACACAAAAGAUUGAAAGUAAUAUAAAUUUUUAAUAAUAUAUAGAUUUGGCCAGGCUGAAUAAUAUUUAUAGUUUGUUAAAACAAAAUAUAAAAUCAUGUACUGCUAAACGGCGAAAGCAAUGACGGAGAACGGUGAAAAACAACAAUAGGUCUAAUUAGCAAAAAAGCAACUUUGCACAUGCAGCACACUUUUUUUGUAAAUUUCUUUGCCGUUGUUUUGCACAACUACAACGUGAAACUUCCAGAAACUUCUUAGUUACACGUUUUAUGGAGGAAAUGUACGUUUUCUCGUUAACUUUUUUUUCACUGCCGCUCAUUUUCACUUUGCAUUGGUGGCCGCCAGCAUUUCUCAUUUUGUCACCGCCGUUACAAAAUUUUCACGUUGUUCUUCCAACAGAAAAAUGUCUCCUUUGUUUUCUAUCUCUCACUCUAGAUUUGUCACCCUUUUUGUUGUUGAGCUUCGCUGGCCUCCCGCCUACUUUCUCUUUUUCUCUGUGUUUCUCUUGCUCUAUAUUCCAAAUCUGUGGACAUGACAACUAAUCUAAGCUUAAUACUUUCGAAAACACGGAUACAGAGACAAUUUCCGCUUUCCGUUUUCGUCUUCAUUGACUCUCUAGUUGUCUCUGCCUUACAAGACGCGGGUGGCUAUGCAAUUUCCCGUCAAAAUAACCUCGAGUUGCAUUUGGGUUGCCAUACUUUUUGAUUGAGGUAUUUUACAUUGGUAUGCCUGUGGUGUGGACGGACGGUUGGUGUACGGUCACGUGAUUACCAAAUUUUCUCGGAUGGAUAGUUUACCAUAUUUUCUUACCCAUGGUGCUCCGCUCCGCGCGCUUUGCCCACGAGAUCUCUGCUAUUAAUUUUUAUAACUAUUGUUUAUAGACUAAGAGGAGAUUUCUAGAAGAGGCCUAAAAAAUGAAAAACGUAGCACACCCUCUACAUAUUUGGUCUGACAUCACAAAAUGAUAGGGCAAUACUCAUAGAACAUUUUUAGGUAUGAUGUAGUGAUGUACGGGUGGGACGUCAUUGUGCUUGGGGCUCAUUUGUGACUGCUAGUAAGGCCCCUGUGAUUUAAGCAUAUUUUUAGUAUCAUUAUUUUAUACAAGUUCAACUCGACAUUACUCCCCUCAAGUUAAGCCUAGACAGUUCUAAAUUAUUAGUUCAAGCAUUACUGGUGUGAAUAUCUUUUAUUUUAAUGUGUAAAACUUCUUAACCAGGUCUCCAUGAUAACCGUUGCUAUGGUAAUUUUUAAUUAAGGCUAUUUAAGCGAUAAUUAGCAUUACAAUGUACAUUCUUUUGAAUAAUGACCAGACUUAUCACUUCUUUAUCCAUCAACUUAAGUUAAUCAAACAAAACAGUAUUUGUGACAUCAAAAUAUUAUUUUCCAAAACUCGGCAUCUACCCAGUAAUUAUAUCUCUACCACUUUUUUUAUCAAAUUCCCUUAGCAAGAGACUCAAUUGAAAAUUUUUGUCUGAAUCAAUAUAGAUUCUCAGCAAAAACUACCUCUAAUUGCCCGAUGCAAGUGUCUUUUUUACUUUUAUAAUAACGUUUGCGAUUCUUACUAAAUUGAAAACUUCCCAGAGUGCAAAGGGAGUAAGGCUCCCACAAUGCAAUUGGUACUUACAGACUGUUUAGUUCAGCCAUAUUGGAUUUUGGUUCGAUGUUGUUUUCUUUCACAGUUUCAGUUUAGGAGUAGUUUUAUGUUGUUAAGAGCAAUUUAUCUGAAGAUGUGCACAAAUCAGAGAGCAAAUUUCCACUUUUAUGUUGAAAAUUACGAAUAUUUAAACGUGUGGCUAGCGAAGGACUGACCAUGUGCAAAGGUUUUGGUUUGUAAGCGCAUCCCUUUCCAUUAUUUACUCGGUAUGCCUAUCGAUAGAGUGCCAACGAGCAAGUCAUGCGUAUUUUGCACAGGAAUGGAUUCCUUUUAUCCAACAUUUGACAGUUUCUUGGUCCCUUCCUGUUGAAAGGAUUAUUUUCUUGAAACUAAGGUGCUAUGCAAGUAGAAAGGUUCAGAGAAGAGUCAGUUCUCAGACUCCAUUGGCUUUACGAACCUGCUAUAUAAAAGUUUAAAGUGUCAUUAGGCAUAUUUUUUUGAAAUUAUAAAACAGCUUGCAGAGGAAGCGAUCGGUAAUAUUUAGGGGGGAAUAUCAAAAAUGAUCGUUUCUCUCACCACUACAAAAUUAGUCUCGGUUCGGUUUCACUCUGUAGAUAAAUAUUUGUGCAGUUUAAUUAUUUAAACCUCCUCUGAAAUUUCCGGAGGCUUUUUGUUUCCCGAUUGAAUUUUAAAAUGAUUCGCUGCGCUGCUUGAAAUAUUUUCAAGGACAUGCGAUGUACGACAUGUACGGCACGUCGGUAUUUUGUUUUCACUUUAUUAUAAACUCGGACAGGUUUGGAAAAAAAUAGUGUUGUUUUCUUUUCCUUUGUCGUUCGCUUUAAGCUUGUAAUGCUUUCUUAUUCUUGCUUUUCCAUUUGCUGGUUAGAUUUUUUUCCCCGACAUCAGAUUUUCCAACAGAAGCGACUAUAUAUACUUCGUAUCAAGCUUUCCUUAUCUCUUCGUGUAAUCUGAUCCUUUUUAGUGGUGAGAAUUGCUUGUUUCACAUGGAAAACUUUUCCUUGCUUAAACUGUUGUUUUAUAACCUUCUCUUUGUUAAAACCUUACAUUAAUGCCCCCCAACAUUGAUACAAUGCAUCAAGUUUUCAUUUUCCUUGACUGCCGGGGCCAUAUUUAGGUGAAUUAACAAUAAAAGCGUACCACACUCAAGUUCAGUCUUAGCGUGACGCCGAGGAAAGAACACAUGUGUGCCAAGUAUAGUUUACCACGUUUUGAUUGGCACUUGGUCUCAGGGGAAUCUACAUUACAUGAGGUUACACUUUUUGAAGCUCGAUCGAGAAUUUUUCUGCCUACAGCCCAGUCUUGCGCGGCUCUAUUCUGCUGCCGCCUCGCCAUCCGAGCGUCUUCGCUCGGAUGGCUCGUUGGCAAUAAGUAAUACUGUUUUGUUAAGGAAAUCUAUCUAGUUACGUACAAAUUAUUGACAAUGAAACACGUUCUGUAAAAGUUUUUAUCAGUAAUUUUGGUUUGCUGAGAACAAUUUAUCUGAAACUGUACACAAAUAUAUAGAGAAAAUCUCCAAUUUUAUCUUGAAAAGUGCAUAUAUUCAAACAUAUGGCCAGGAAACAACUAACUACGUAGGACAUGUUUUCUUUUUUGAAUUCAGAAGUUAAUCACUGCUAAUUUUAGGAAAGCAGGUUUCCUGAUCAGAGGAAAGAAUCUAUGAUUCCUUUUUACUUUUUCUUAAGAUGAUUGGUAAUGGCUAGUUGUACUGAAAGCAGUGAGGAAGAAAGCGAAGUGAGGCUUCUGCCUCCAAAAAAAAGCCCAAAUCAGAGUAACAGCAAUACACAUUGGAGUUUCGGUAUUUAAACUAUGGCGUUCACUAUCCCCCAAAAUUCAAUUUCUGAAUUUUGAUCCUAAUUUUAGCAUUCCAUAUUGCAGUUUUAAAGUUUAUACUUAAAUUAUGCAAUGGAAAGUUCAAGUCCUCAAUUUUUUCAUUCCUCUAUUCGAUUUGAAAACUAUCUUCAAAACCAAAGCUAGUGCCAUUUUGGUGUCAAAAUCUGUUUUCAGAUUUCACCUAUAAAAUGUCUUAUUGGCAGUUGUUACCGUGAAAACAUUGUUCAGAUUUUGUCAAGAUAGUGAAAGAUUAUUGUGAGCAAAAAGAGAAAAUAAAGGAACAAGUUUUGACCAUAAUCACUGUAGUAAACAGCAGUUGUUAAGGGAGAGAUGAGUUAUUUUGAAAAUUGAAUAGCUUUAAAUUCAAAAGUAUUGUUUUGUUUGAUUAACUUAAGAUGAUGGAUAAAGAAGUGAAAAGUUUGGUCGUUAUUCUAAAGAAUCUAAUGCUAAUUAUUGCUUAAAUACCCUUAAUUAAAAAUGACCAUAGCAACGGUUACCAUGGAAACCUCGUUAACUUGUUUCCCACAUAAAUAUAAAAUAUAUUCACACCAGUAAUGCUUGAGCCAAUUUAAAAUUGUCUACGCUUAACUUUAGGGGAGUAAUGUCGAGUUGAACAUGUAUAAAAUAAUGAUACUAAAGAUAUGCUUAAAUCACAGGGACCUUACCAGCAGUCACAAAUGAGCCCCAAGCACAACGACGUCCCACCAGUACAUCAGUACAUCAUACCUAAAAAUGUUCUAUGGGUAUUGCCCUACCAUUUUGUGAUGUCAGACCAAAUAUGUAGAGGGUGCUACGUCUCGAUUUUUUCAGUGUUCUACCUCCUAGACUAUUAAAUAAAAUCUGUUUACGUCAAACAGGUAUUUUUGAACAAUCUCAAAAAGACGACCACGCAAAGUCACACAGGCUUUGCCUAUGCCCACCAAGAGAGAGGGAAACCUAUAAAGCUUCUAAAAGUAAAUCAGCCUCAAAUUGAUAGUUCUGCUACCUCUUCGAGCACACUGAAUAAGAGGAGCCAGAUCAUUUAAAAACUUGCAGAAAAUCUGUCAGCACCAAGUACAUCCAUGGCACAAGAUGACAUCAUUCAUCAAACAGCAAAUUCUGUAAGAAGAAAACCAGAACAGUUUAUCAGUUCAUUUAAAGAAGGCGGACUUAAUGUAAUACAGUAAUUUACUUUGAAGCAGGUAAAACCUACAGCAAAAUGAGUGAUCAUCUUCUUAAUCAUCCAAUGACAUUACAAAUAUUAUAUCCCCUACUAUUCCCACAAAAUUUACAAAAUGGUAUCACUCGUAGCACAGAUCAACUACAUUGCACAUCAUAUCUACACCAAUAAGAAAACAUCUGAGAGACACAAAAGAAGAUCCAUUUCAAUGACUUCAAAAGCAGAGAUAACACUACUUCUUCUACACUACAAGGCUAUGCUCUACGGAAAAUCAGAGGGAGUCCUGUUCUCUGAAACUGUAAAAUCUAGCAUUCCCAGCAUGUCAUUUGAUGAAAAAACUAAGAUUUCCUGGUCGUCCAAGAACAAACGUUAGGCGCCAGGGGCCACUGGGCUCUACUAAAACACAGGCCUAUGUGUUUUUGGUUCAAAUAAAGAAACAGUAAUUUGCUUUCAGGUUGUUAUGCCAAUAGAAAUAAUAACGACACUUAAAAAAACAUAAUAGACAUUUUAAAGAUGCCAUUUUGUUUAAAUUUAAGAUUGAAGUUUCAAAAGUUUCUCAGUGAAUAAUUGCAAUAUAAUUAUCGUUUUUACAAAAGAUGGUCUGGUUGGUUAGCUAGAACCUUACCUCUAGCUUUUGUAUAACAAGUGACUAGUACUUUCAAGAAACAGGCCCCAUGUCAUCAAUAGCAAGGAUUUAAUCACUGCUAAUGCACUCUACUGAUUUAAUAGUUCCCAUGGAGAAUGGAUAAAUAAUAUUUAAGUUAACAUUUUUUAACUUAGGUUGACUCUCUAUUUCCUUUGUCGCCUUUCCCAGAUUAUUUAUGAAUUAGGGCUAGAAGACAAAGGAAAUUGAGAAUCAACCUAAGUUAAAAUUUUACCCUCAAUUUAAUAUUGAUCUGUAACAUGAUAAAAAGAAAUAUUUUAUUAUUUGCUUCUAGGUUGCAGAACUUAAAGUACAGAUGCCAAUAGAAAUGCUCCAAAUGAUUAAAAGAACCUUUAAAGAUGCUCUUGGUAAAUACGUCUAUCUACAGUAUGUCAAUAAUCGAUAACUUUAGAGUGUCUGAGUAUCAGCAUUCACAGUAACAUAAAAAAGUUACAAAAACUGCCACAGACAGGCUAUACACAGUGCAGGAGCCCAGAUACAAAAAAUGACACAGAAACAUUCACACAAUGCUUUCAGUUUCUGGCACAGGACUUUAGAACGCCUUAAAAGUACAUGUAUUUGCAAAUAAAUAGGCUCUUUGCACUUUUCUGUCUGCUUCACUUAUUUUGGGACCAUUUUUUCGUAUUCCCCCUGUGAAGUUUGUAAAUAAGUACAAAUUAUCUCAGAUAUUUCAAACUGGCCCUCCAAAACUGACAUAAACAGUUUAAAGGUGCAUGGAAUAAGGCCAUGAAUGACUUCUGAUCUAAUUUCAAAUUUUCCGUUUCAUAUGAAUUAAGCAACUGAUCAGAAGUCACUUGGAGCUUCUCUUAAUACAAUCCUUCAUUAUUUUUUUUCUGGACUUAAUGCAUGUACAAUGCCCUGGGCUUUCAGACCCAACAUAACUCUGUUACGGUUACCUUCUUCUAUUUGUAGGAUAUGACAUAUUUGGUCCAGAGAGGGAGAUACGGAACCAUCUGAAAUCAAUGAAGUUUGAAUAUGAAUGUGGUAAUUUCAAAAGUUCCUCAAGCAAGACAGUGUCCUUUCUCAGAGUGGUCAACAUCGCAGAUGCCAUCAAAAAGUCUGUUCAUCAACUAAAUGCAAGUGGCCUGCUGGUCAAGAAAAGCAAUGUUCCAGACAAUGUUCUAUAGAUUCUUGUCUCAAGUGAUAAAUACCUCUUAUUAGCCGAGUUUUCGGUCCGUACGAUAAAUUACGGACUGAGUUUUUUUCCAUCGAUUUAUGGCCCAGGCGCGAAGUGCGUGGGCCAUAAAUCGAUGGAAAAAACGAGGAUCCGUAUUUUACAGAACGAACCGAAAAAACGAGGCUAAUAAGAUGCUUAUUAUAUGACUUCUUCCUGUUUGGGGGACCGGAAACAAGUGCAGGACGCGCGAUUUGACAGUCAUUUGACAGGUGUCAAAAAAGAAAGUUUUUAUUGGUGCACGAAAACAAUAGCACAUACCAAAGGCUUUCCGAGAAAGUAAAAACAAAUUCGCCAUGUUAAGAAAGUUUAUUCGGUCAAAACUAAGAGCACUGUAAGUUUUAGCUCUUUCACAUAACGCUGGAGUAUUUUGGAAACCAGACACUGUGUCUAGAAGUCGUUUCCAUCUUUCCACCAUUUGUCCUUGUGAAAAAAAAACACUGCAAAAGCUAAAGAAGCUUUUCAAGGUAAGUUUGUUGUCAUUGUCAAAGGAUUCGCUCGUUAAUUGUUUUUGGAAGAAUCUCUCUUUUUGCCAGUUCAUUCUCGUCUUCAAUUGUGAUCUGCGUUAAAAUUUUCAAACACUGACUACAAUUCUCUUCCUCGGUAAGCUUACGAUUCAGUUUCUACAACAGCUUCGUUCUCAUUAAAACAAAGCUAGGUUAAAAUUUGGAAAGGCAAAGUCAACAUCCCAGUCCUCAGGGUUUACAUACAUAUUUCAAAGUUUAUUCGGUGAAAACUAAGGGCACUGUAAGUAUUCACUCGUUAAUGUGACGCUAGUCUUUUGAAAACUGGACAUUAUUGUGUCUGGCUCAAACUCGCUUCUAUCUUCUUUCGUUGGUCUUUGAAAAAACAGUGCAAAAUAGCAAAGAAGCUAGUCAAGAUGAUCGGGUGCAGGUAUGUUUGUUAUCAUAUUUGUUGAAGGAAUUACUCAUUUUCUCUUAGGCACAUCUCGAAUCUCUGCCAGUCGAUUUGCGUCUUCUUAACUGUGUACUACGAUAAAAUUUUCAAACACUGACUAGAAUCCUCUUCGAUAAGAUUACGAGUUACUUUCUUCAUCGCCUUCGUUCACAAAUAAACACAGUUUAAAAUAUUGAAAGCCAAAGUCAGCAUCCAAGUCCUCAAGGACGACAGGCAUCUUAUAACUUUAUUCAAACAUUUUUUCCGAGGUAAAGAGAUUUAGACCUCCGAAAUGAGCAUUUGCUUUAAAAAUUUUGGUCCGUAUAGCAAGUUAUGGACCGCAAAUUGACCAAUCGCAUGGCAAAAACAGACUCAGCCACAUAAUAAGGGAGGGAAGUCUACCAAAUUACUCUUGUAA
Messenger RNA from Porites lobata, 9715 nucleotides. Lineage: Eukaryota; Metazoa; Cnidaria; Anthozoa; Scleractinia; Poritidae. The record is from the annotation of a GenBank genome assembly.